Molecule: messenger RNA, 5081 nt
Organism: Chelonia mydas (Green sea turtle)
Lineage: Eukaryota; Metazoa; Chordata; Testudines; Cheloniidae
Gene: XPO7
Product: exportin 7
Exons: 29
Coding region: 119-3592 (1157 amino acids)
Biological process (GO): protein export from nucleus
Cellular component (GO): cytoplasm; nuclear pore
Molecular function (GO): small GTPase binding; nuclear export signal receptor activity
Source: RefSeq, a predicted model, not a curated record
AUUCUCUAAACCCCGCCGCCCCAGCGCUGGCGGCGGGGUCCAGUACGCAAAGUGCGGGAGCGGGAAGGUGCAGCGCGCAGGCGCGGCGGCCCGGCCGCGGGGGGGAGGAGAGAGGAGCAUGAAUGGAGCAAAAUGGCGGAUCAUGUGCAGAGCUGUUGUAUUGGGAAAAUGUGAUGGAGACCUUCUGAUAACAUCUGUCGUUUGGAUGAAUGGAGGCGCAGAGUUAAGAAGGGAAAACUUGAGACUGAAAUCAAGAAAAAUGACUGUUUCCCAUAAAAAUAUGGCAUAUAGUGCGCACAACCUGAAGUAUGAAAUUGGAAGCCUAGCCCAGCUCGAGAACCUGUGCAAGCAGCUGUACGAAACUACAGACACCGCAACGCGGCUCCAGGCAGAAAAAGCCUUGGUCGAGUUCACCAACAGCCCCGACUGUCUGAGCAAGUGCCAGCUCCUCCUUGAAAGAGGAAGUUCCUCCUACUCCCAAUUAUUGGCAGCUACAUGCCUUACAAAACUUGUGUCACGAACAAACAACCCUCUGCCAUUGGAACAGCGAAUAGACAUUCGGAACUAUGUGCUCAACUACCUUGCCACCAGGCCAAAGUUGGCAACUUUUGUAACGCAAGCACUAAUUCAGUUAUAUGCCAGGAUCACAAAGUUGGGCUGGUUUGACUGUCAGAAGGAUGAAUAUGUCUUCAGAAAUGUGAUCACAGAUGUCACAAGGUUUUUACAGGAUAGCGUAGAACACUGCAUCAUAGGAGUGACAAUUCUGUCUCAGCUAACGAAUGAAAUUAAUCAAGUAAGUGCUACAGCCUUCUUCAGUGAAGCGGACACCACCCAUCCCCUGACCAAGCACAGGAAAAUAGCCUCUUCGUUCCGAGACUCGUCUUUAUUUGAUAUCUUCACGCUUUCGUGUAACUUACUGAAACAGGCUUCAGGGAAGAACCUGAACUUGAAUGAUGAAAGCCAGCACGGCCUGCUCAUGCAGCUACUCAAGCUCACACACAAUUGCCUGAACUUCGAUUUCAUUGGCACAUCAACAGACGAGUCCUCAGAUGAUCUCUGCACAGUGCAGAUUCCAACCAGUUGGAGAUCAGCAUUCUUGGAUUCCUCGACCCUACAGUUGUUUUUUGACCUGUAUCAUUCCAUUCCUCCAUCGUUUUCACCUCUGGUCUUGUCCUGCUUAGUCCAGAUAGCUUCUGUCCGCAGAUCCCUUUUUAACAAUGCAGAGAGAGCAAAGUUCCUGUCUCAUCUCGUUGAUGGCGUUAAACGAAUACUGGAAAACCCCCAGAGUUUGUCAGACCCAAACAAUUACCAUGAGUUCUGCAGGUUGCUGGCUCGAUUAAAAAGUAACUAUCAACUGGGAGAGCUGGUGAAGGUGGAAAACUACCCUGAGGUCAUCCGACUUAUUGCCAACUUCACCGUGACCAGCCUACAGCACUGGGAGUUUGCACCGAACAGCGUACAUUAUCUGCUAAGCCUUUGGCAGCGGCUGGCAGCAUCAGUGCCAUAUGUUAAAGCCACAGAGCCUCAUAUGCUAGAAACAUACACUCCAGAGGUCACGAAAGCUUACAUCACGUCCAGGCUGGAGUCUGUGCACAUCAUACUGAGAGAUGGGUUGGAAGAUCCACUAGACGACACUGGCCUUGUGCAACAGCAGUUAGAUCAGCUGUCCACCAUUGGUCGGUGUGAGUAUGAAAAGACCUGUGCUCUCCUCGUACAGCUCUUUGACCAGUCGGCCCAGACUUUCCAGGAGCUGCUACAGAGCGCCACUGCCAGCCCCAUGGACAUCGCAGUGCAGGAAGGGCGCCUGACAUGGCUCGUUUAUAUCAUCGGGGCAGUGAUUGGUGGCAGGGUUUCAUUCGCCAGCACAGAUGAGCAGGAUGCGAUGGACGGCGAAUUGGUUUGUCGGGUAUUGCAGUUGAUGAACCUGACAGACUCUCGCCUGGCACAGGCUGGGAACGAGAAACUGGAGCUUGCCAUGCUGAGCUUCUUUGAGCAGUUCCGAAAGAUCUACAUUGGAGACCAGGUGCAGAAAUCCUCCAAGCUAUACCGCCGUCUCUCUGAGGUCCUGGGAUUGAAUGACGAGACCAUGGUCCUGAGUGUCUUCAUAGGGAAAAUCAUCACCAACUUGAAGUAUUGGGGUCGAUGCGAACCUAUCACCUCGAAGACGCUGCAGCUUCUCAAUGACCUCUCCAUUGGAUACAGUAGUGUUAGGAAAUUGGUGAAACUGAGCGCAGUACAGUUCAUGCUGAACAAUCACACGAGUGAGCACUUUUCUUUCCUGGGUAUUAACAAUCAGUCCAACCUGACCGACAUGAGAUGUCGGACUACUUUCUACACUGCACUUGGGCGCCUCCUCAUGGUGGACUUAGGGGAAGAUGAGGAUCAGUAUGAACAGUUCAUGCUGCCCCUCACCGCUGCAUUCGAGGCUGUGGCACAGAUGUUCAGCACAAACACUUUCAAUGAACAAGAAGCAAAAAGGACUUUGGUCGGCCUUGUGAGAGACCUGAGGGGAAUAGCUUUUGCCUUCAAUGCCAAGACCAGCUUUAUGAUGCUCUUUGAGUGGAUCUAUCCGUCCUACAUGCCAAUUCUACAGCGGGCGAUUGAAUUGUGGUACCACGACCCAGCCUGCACUACACCUGUGCUCAAACUGAUGGCAGAAUUGGUGCAUAACAGGUCCCAAAGGUUGCAGUUCGAUGUGUCCUCACCAAAUGGCAUCCUGCUUUUCCGGGAGACUAGUAAAAUGAUAACUACAUAUGGAAAUCGUAUCCUAACACUAGGGGAGGUCCCAAAGGAUCAAGUCUAUGCCUUGAAGCUCAAGGGGAUUUCCAUCUGCUUCUCUAUGCUGAAGGCUGCACUAAGUGGCAGCUACGUCAACUUUGGUGUCUUCCGUCUGUAUGGGGACGACGCACUCGACAAUGCCUUGCAAACCUUUAUUAAGCUCUUGCUCUCCAUCCCGCACAGUGAUCUUCUGGAUUACCCCAAACUCAGCCAGUCAUACUAUUCCUUACUGGAAGUUCUUACCCAGGACCACAUGAACUUUAUAGCCAGUCUAGAGCCCCAUGUAAUCAUGUAUAUUCUUUCUUCCAUUUCAGAAGGUCUGACUGCACUAGACACCAUGGUUUGCACGGGCUGCUGUUCCUGUUUGGACCACAUUGUCACGUAUCUCUUCAAGCAGCUGUCCCGCAGCACCAAGAAGAGGACCACUCCCCUGACCCAGGAGAGUGAUCGGUUCCUGCACAUCAUGCAGCAGCACCCAGAAAUGAUUCAACAGAUGUUGUCAACGGUGUUGAAUAUCAUCAUCUUCGAGGACUGCAGGAAUCAGUGGUCCAUGUCUCGGCCUCUGCUGGGCUUGAUAUUGCUCAAUGAAAAGUAUUUCUCUGAUUUACGGAACAGUAUAGUGAACAGCCAGCCCCCUGAGAAGCAACAGGCGAUGCACCUCUGUUUUGAGAACCUCAUGGAAGGCAUUGAACGCAACCUGCUAACCAAGAAUAGAGACAGGUUCACUCAGAACCUGUCUGCGUUCCGACGAGAGGUAAACGACUCUAUGAAGAACUCCACCUAUGGCGUGAACAGCAACGACAUGAUGAGCUGACACCUUCCCCUGACUCCACCUGUACAGAGCAGCAUCUCUUUGGCCUGGACCAGAGGGGUUAACGUUUCCGAUGGAAAGAUAAGAGGGCGUUUCUGAUCCCUACUCUUCCCUAGGGUUGGACUGCACUCCAUGUCCAAGGGAGGAGGGAACAGGAGCAGUGUUAAAGCUCACCAGGGCAGGGUGCUUCUGUUUCCUUGGGAGGGGGUGGGGGGCAUAGCCCAGGGGUGAGAAUCCAGCAUCUCCCUACCAGAAUGUCUGGGUGGAACCCUAGCACUCUGCUGCAGCCUGCCUUGUAUAAACAUGUACAUUUUUUCAUAACAUUUUGAACAAGGUUUAUAUUGACUCAGUUUAAAAAAAAAAAGUAUGAUUGAAAUUUUUACAGAGUCUAGUGCACCAAUGCUGAAGUGAGGAUUGUGUAUGUGAGUGAGGAAGGUGUGUCUCAUGCUGGCCUGAAGCUUUCUUGGGCAAGGGGGUGUGAAAGUGCAGAGAUAUAUUUAGUGACAAGUGUAGAGAGAAGCAAAAAAGUAAAAUUCCAAAUGUAUAUUUUUUCUUAUAAGCCCCUUUAAAUCACAACUUCCUGUUACUGUUUCCCCCUUGUUAUUAGGAACUCUAAGCCAUGCUGUAUGAUCAUCCAGCUGUGCUAGCCCAUGGGUGUCUCCCCUCUACCCUGUGUAACAGAUACUGUCCAGUUGUCAUUCAGCUUCGGGCCCUUGCCACUCAAUGUGUGAGUGCAGCAAGUUCUCCUUUUUUGGAUUGGGAUGCUUCUCCCCCUGCCUAUUCCCAGAAGCCCCACUACACUUUUUCCUUUUAAUUGUAAAUUGUCCUUUUGUUUCCCAUUCUGUAAAGCUGGAAGUGCAGGUGGAAUAAGAACCCUCUAAAGGUUGAGCUUGUCCAUAGUACUUGUAAAAAAUCACAGGCCCCACAGAGCUGCCUUUUUGUUAAGACACAAGUGGCGCUCCCCCUGAGCAAAAGAACUGCAUUGUCUUCCCUUGAGGUAGUGCACGUGUAUAUUUAUAUAUAGUGCACUCCUGAAUGUAUGACACAGCCAAGAACAUAGGAUUUGUGUUGAAUCUACCACCGUGGUGGUGGGUUCUUAAUAACAAGGUCUGCAUAGCAUGAAGUACCUAACAUCCCCCUUAAAACAAAUCCAUUUUUCUAAAUCCCUAUAUUAAAUGUUUUGGAUAUAAAAUUUACUUACAGAAGAAAGUUAAGGGGGGGGGGGGGAUGGGAAAACCUGUUUGCCUUGUACUUUUCCACUAUUGUUGCUGCUAGUUGUGUGCAUCUCUAGCUCAGCUCUAACCCCCGGACACUGUCCUUAGGUUUUAUUUCAAUUUCUCUUCCCUGACACCACCCACUUUUUUUUGUUCUUUCCUCUGGCGAUUGUGUGUUGGGUCCUUUUCUGUGUGAGCAGAUUGCUGGUUGACUUGUAAGGGUGUUUGCUGCAUACAGUGUAAGCAUUGUGACUGCAAAUAAACUUCAAUGGUUUCUA